Messenger RNA from Penicillium coprophilum, 1302 nucleotides. RefSeq lists its product as uncharacterized. Gene Ontology annotation, biological process: protein phosphorylation. Bases 1 to 1302 code for a protein of 433 amino acids. The record is from RefSeq and is a predicted model, not a curated record. Lineage: Eukaryota; Fungi; Ascomycota; Eurotiomycetes; Eurotiales; Aspergillaceae. Gene Ontology annotation, molecular function: protein kinase activity; ATP binding. The transcript has 5 exons.
AUGAAAUCCAUUUUGGAAUGGCUGAAGAGAAUCUUCGGCAAGAAACUUUUCAAUUUGGAAUGGCUGAUGGGCCUCUUCAAAAGAUCUCUCAAGUUUCCCGUGUCAUUUCCGACAAUGGGCUGGGAAAUUAUUCCCACCGAUGAAAAAAUUGAGGAAGAGCAGAUGCCAGACUUUGAGGAGGAUUGCGAGUUUUGCAUGAUCACUAUCGGCGACAUUUUGCUUUCCCGGUAUCAGGUUGUUGGCAAACUCGGAUGGGGAACCACAUCGACCGUCUGGUUGGUUCGAGAUCUCCAGAUGAAUGACUAUCUGACAUUGAAACUUUUCGCCCUCAAUACCUGUGAUAAGGAAGAAUCCGAACUCUAUGACCGAAUGAAGCAGGGAAACCAACAGCAUCCUGGAUGGGCGCGGGUGAGAAAGAAGUUAGGCGAGUUGACAAUUCCCCAAAAGAUUGGAUGGAGGGAGCACUUGGGUAUUUUGCAAGCACCUCUGGGGGAGAGCUUGCUGGAUAUUCAGAAUCGCUCGGCUGGUGAACGCUUGGAUAAGCUCACUAUCCAGUCGGCGAUAUAUCAGAUGUUGUUAGCACUGGACUAUCUGCACACAGAAUGCAAAAUCAUUAAUACAGAUAUGACGCUUGACAGAUACGUUCAGGAUGAGAUUGAGAGCCCUACACCACGAAAGACUGUGUCCGGUUAUACGGUCUAUCGGUCUAGGCCACUUGAACCAGCAUCCCAGUUGGGUAAAAUUGAGCUUGGAGAUUUCGGCUCCGCCGAGCAAGGAGACAUCCCACACAAAGGCCAACUUAUCCAGCCUCCUAUUUAUCGAGCACCCGAGGUUAUAUUGGAAAAGCAGUGGAACUAUCCUGUUGAUAUUUGGAACCUGGGUAUAUGGGCAUGGCGUGCAUUCGAGGGCAGUAAGCUGUUCACUGGUACGAAAGGCGAUGAUGAUGAUCACAUAUCUGCGUACUCUACAUCUGCACAUCUUGCGCAGAUCACUGGAUUGCUGGGACCACCCCCUCCUGGGUUUAUAGAACCUGACACCGACAGUGCCAAGUAUUUUGAUCAAGAUGGGAAUUGGAUAGAUGAGGAUUGCGAAGUCCAUCCAACUAGCUUCGAAGACUUGGAGAAACAUCUUGAAGGGAAGGAUAAAGAGAUGUUCUUAGACCUGAUGAAGGGUAUGAUUACAUGGCGACCCGAAGACCGAAAGACCGCUAGGGAGUUGAUUGAACACCCAUGGCUUCAAGGUGUGUUUUCACCCCCUGGGUGUUACAAGCCAGUUGAAGAAUCUCUCCAGGGAUCUCGCUAG